GACUCAUCCAUUCAUUGGACGAGUGUUUGUGUGUUUGAAAGAAGCGCUCAUUUGUGUCAUUAGUCGUUGAGAAGGAGUCCAUAAAAGACAAUAAGUUUUCACAUUUAGUCUCAUUUAAACGCUAAACAUAUACUACUUGUGGACACAAGAAGUCAAUUAUCUCAUCGCUAACUCAUCGGCCAAUCAAUGGACCCUUCGGUGACGUCUGACGCGACGCCGAUGUCUGAGGCGGUAAUGUCUGCUGCGGUCGACGAGUUCUGCUCAAUCACUGGAGCGACCGCAUCGGUGGCGCGAACAGCGCUCGAGUCGUGUAACUGGAACCUCGAGUUAGCCAUCAAUAUGUUUGUCGAUCAAAACGACCUGCAAAUGGACUCCGGUGUGAGUCGAGCGCCCGCUAAUCGCAAUCCCUCCACACCUCAAGAGUCCAAUACAUUUGAUUCACUGCAAGAAGAUAACAUUCGGCCGCCUAUUCCUCCGGUGCGUCAGGUGUUGGUCGAUGACUAUCCGGGCUCUUCGUAUGGCGGACCCACUUUGCGUCGACCCAACUCUAACUCAGUGUUUGACGCCUUCCGGGACUUCGAACAGGAGGCCAGAUGGCACGAACAGCAGAUGGAAACCGACGCCAACAAUCCCUCCAACUCUUCCACUGAUAACAAGCGGCGGACACUCGAAGACCUAUUUCGGCCUCCACUGGACCUCAUGUUUAGAGGAACUCUUGAUAUGGCUAAAGAUGAGGGACAGAGACUUAAUAAGUGGCUUAUGGUUAACAUUCAAAAUCACAGAGAAUUCUCGUGUCAAGUCCUCAACAGAGAUGUGUGGAGUAAUCCCACCGUUAAGAGCGUUGUUACCGAACACUUCAUUUUCUGGCAGUCAUAUCACGACAACAGCGAAGGCCAGAGGUUUAUGCAGUUCUAUAACGUGACUGACUUUCCUUAUGUGGCGAUUCUCGACCCGAGAACUGGAGAGAAGUUGCGUCAGUGGACAACCAUAGAUCCGGUGUCUUUCUGUGAUUUGGUCACUGAAUUCCUUCAUGACUUGCCGUCGCCGUCGGGUUCGCCCGCAAACGUUCACAACUCUAACUCCAACUCAACUCUCGUUCGCAAAUCCAGUGACGAAAAGGCGCUUUACGAAGAGAGCGAAGAAAUGCAGAUAAAGGCUGCGAUCGCCGCCUCAUUGAAAGAAGUAUCUAAAGGCGAAGUUCACAGCAAUAACCAUACGGUUAAUGAUGUCGAUGACAGUGAUUUCGAAACGUUUGAUUCCGAUAACGAAGACUUUAGGGCCCAAUCGAAUGCCUCCAAAACAAACGCCUCCUCUUCAGCGCUCAAUACCAAAGAGUCGAGUCUUUCGGACAACAGUUCACAAGAGAGUAAACCCAAAGAAGAGGAAGAAGUGAUAGAAGAUUACAAACUAUACUUAGGGCCACAAAAUGGUUCCAAAUUCGAAUUCGUCGUCAGAUAUCCCGACGGGAAUCGAGAGAACGUUAUAUUCCCUUCAGAUUCACAAUUAAAGGCAUUAUUUUUAUACCUCUCUUCGAAGGGCUAUAAUAUGAAAGAUUACGAUUUGAUAACAAAUUUCCCCAAAAGGAAUCUAAAAGAAUUCUUUACCAACGAUUCCAAUGGCACUCUGGAAUCGGCAGGAAUUCAUUCGAGAGAUACAUUGUAUGUUCAGCACAAGACAUAAGAAUGUGAUUAUUGUAUAAUACAUAGCGAAGAAAUGUUUGCAUCAUUUUAUAAAAAACAAAUUAAAUAAAAAUAAAAGUGUUUUUCUAGAA
Molecule: messenger RNA, 1771 nt
Organism: Medioppia subpectinata
Lineage: Eukaryota; Metazoa; Arthropoda; Arachnida; Sarcoptiformes; Oppiidae
Source: the annotation of a GenBank genome assembly